Messenger RNA from Phytophthora nicotianae INRA-310, 1686 nucleotides. RefSeq lists its product as hypothetical. The transcript has a single exon. The coding region runs from base 16 to 1614 and encodes 532 amino acids. The record is from RefSeq and is a predicted model, not a curated record. NCBI's taxonomy places the organism in Eukaryota, Oomycota, Peronosporomycetes, Peronosporales, Peronosporaceae.
CCUCAUCCAGCAACGAUGAAGAUCCAAGUCGCUCUCGCCGGUCUGUUGUCGCUUGCCGGCCUAACAUCCACAACUACGGCCGAUCCGUCUUGGCACAAUCUGGUCAUCACGGCUCCACGAUACGGAAGAUACCUCACCCGUACCGCGUCCGGAGAGCCCUUCUUGUGGCAGGCCGACACCGCGUGGGAAUUAACCCACAAGUUGAACAAGACGUCCAUCGAUUUCUACCUCAAGACUCGCGCCGAGCAAGGCUUCAACGUCAUCCAGACGGUUGUGAUAGCUGAACUGAACGGCACAACCCGAGCCAACUUUUACGGCGAUCUGCCUUACAAUAACUCGGACACAACGCAGCCUAACGACGCGUACUUCCAGCUCAUUGACUGGACCGUCGACCUGGCAGCAAGCUACGGUCUUCUCGUCGCUCUUGUGCCUGUGUGGGGUCGCUGGGUCAACGGAGGCUGGCACAACGAUGAGGAGUCGAUUUUCAACGAGUCAACUGCCUAUGAAUGGGGAAAGUUCCUUGGUGACCGAUAUCCUGGUCUACCCAAAUUUCUCGGAGGUGAUUCCGACUGUCUGUGGCCUCGAAACACCAGUAAGGCCAUGGUAUCCUACGCGACGGAUCCUAACGUAGACCCUGCCACUCUCCUUGGUCCAAUUGAGGACACUACGGACAUUUGGGUCAGCAUGCGGUCUGGUGUAGAGGACGCUGAGACGGCACACGGUUACGAGCCCGUGAUCCUGUUCCACCCCACUGCAGGCUGGAUCUCUAGACCUGUGAACACCCCAGAGGCAUAUGCGCACUGGAUGUUGCCUAAGGAGGAGUUCCGUGUGUCUAUUGACGGAGCGCAGUCUGGCCACGCGGUACCCGAAGCGCUUGGUGGGUUUACCCCAUACACGACUUGGGACUCGACCAAGAACUACGAACUUAUCGCUACUAUGCUAGACUCCUUUACGGGUCCCGUAUUGGACCUUGAAAACCAUUACGAAGGCGCGUACUACAACUUUAACAAGAACUUCCCUAUCUGGAACGCAUCGGAGGUCCGUACGGGUCUCUAUCACGGCGUUUACGGUGGUGCCGCGGGCUUCACUUACGGUGCCAACAGUGUGUGGCAAAUGUAUGAACCUGCUGCUAAUCUACUACGUGAAAGUGAUUACUACUCCCCGGCGGCCAGUCAGGACGCGUCGAGCUCUUGGCGAGAGGAUAUUUUCUUUGAGGGGGCGACCCAGAUCCAGUACAUCACUAAACCGCUGCAAAAUCUCUCGAUUGAAGCUCUGGAGCAGCUUGAGCCCGCUCGCCAGCUCCUUGGUAGCCCUAGCGGAUACCUGGACACCGCUGUGAACGCGUUCGAGGGCACCAGAUACAUUUCUGUCCUCGCGUCGGAGAACCGUGACCGAUACUACGUGUACACCGGUCAUGGCGAUUCUUUUAGUCUGAAGCUUGGCAAUGGAUCUGAGCGAUCUGGUACCGCUCGUUGGUUCUCCCCUCGCGACGGCCAGUAUUAUGCUAACUCUACGGUUGCCGUCUCUGCCAGCGGCAACGGUACGCGUGUGGACUUUAGGCCUCCCUCGGGUGGCAGCGUCGAUGAUGACUGGCUUCUGGUGCUUGAAUUCUAAAUAUCCGUUACAUGAAUAGGAGGAAUGUAAAGGAGAUGAUCGAAGUAAAAAAUGAUAAUACGACAUGGAAUG